This is a messenger RNA of Tripterygium wilfordii, 750 nucleotides long. RefSeq lists its product as uncharacterized. Bases 1 to 750 code for a protein of 249 amino acids. The transcript has a single exon. The record is from RefSeq and is a predicted model, not a curated record. NCBI's taxonomy places the organism in Eukaryota, Viridiplantae, Streptophyta, Magnoliopsida, Celastrales, Celastraceae.
AUGCGUUUCUACUUGACCACAUUGAACCUUGUCAAGUACCUCACGGAGGUGUGCCCCAUUCUGUCACCGGACGAGGAAGACAUAACGACUUUAGCAGUAGUCCAGUUUUGGAAGGAUAAUGAAUAUCUAUGCAAGAACUAUAUCCUAAAUGGAUUAGUCGAUGAUUUGUACAAUGUGUACUCCAACAUCCCUUUAGCCAAAGAGCUUUGGGACUCUUUUGAAAAGAAGUACAAAACCGAGGAUGUUGGUAUUAAGAAAUUUGUGGUGGCCAAAUUUCUUGACUUCCAUAUGGUGGAUGACAAGUCUGUCGUCACCCAAAUUGAAGAGUUCCAGAUCAUCGUGCAUGAUAUACUGUCUAAGGGAAUGUUAAUGUGUGAGCCACUCCAAGUGGCGACAGUCAUCGAGAAGCUACCUCCAAGCUGGGUUGAUUUCAAGAAUUACUUGAAACACAAGUGCAAGACGAUGAACAAGGAGGACUUGACAGUCUGUCUGAGGAUUGAGGAGGAUAACCAGAAGAAAUCAAAACUUCUAAGAACUCCUAAGGCCCACCUGGUGGAAACUUCCAAGCCUAAGCAUGGGAAGAGAAAGAGGGAGCACCAAACCAAAGGGAAGCCAAAAGAGCAACCCAACAAGUUCCAGGGUACCUGCUUUGUCUGCGACAAAACUGGACACCGGCCAAAGAUUGCAGAAAGCGUCCUAACAAGGAUAAGGACAAAGCCAAGAGCAAGGGAAAGAUGCAAGCCCACCUAG